This is a messenger RNA of Nymphaea colorata (pocket water lily), 1580 nucleotides long. RefSeq lists its product as uncharacterized. NCBI's taxonomy places the organism in Eukaryota, Viridiplantae, Streptophyta, Magnoliopsida, Nymphaeales, Nymphaeaceae. The coding region runs from base 5 to 1288 and encodes 427 amino acids. The transcript has 4 exons. The record is from RefSeq and is a predicted model, not a curated record. Gene Ontology annotation, molecular function: FAD binding.
AUUCAUGGGGAAGAAGGGAAGGGCCAUUAUAGUGGGUGGGAGUGUUGCAGGUUUGUCAUGCGCUCACGCGCUCAUACAGGCCGGUUGUGACGUGGUGGUGCUGGAAAAGGUUCGCAGACCGUCCGGCAGUGCAACAGGUGCUGGUCUUGGCCUCGACCCUCAAUCCUGUCGAUUCCUCAGCCACUGGCUUGGUGACCCUAAUCUCCUUGUCCGCUCCACCCUCCCCCUUAAUAUAGACCAGAAUCAAGCAACAGACAGUCAUAAUAGAAUAACUAUGCCUAUUGCAAGAGAUGAAAAGUUCAAUUUUAGAGCUGUGUACUGGAAUGAUCUUCAUGGUCUUCUCUACAAUGCACUGCCCAGUGAAACAGUACUUUGGGGGCACCAAUUUCUGGCAUUCCAGCCAGCUCAUGACAAAAAUUCUGUUAAAAUACAAGCCAGGAUUGUUGAGUCAGGAAACACUGUGGAGAUUGUUGGAGAUUUACUUGUUGCUGCAGAUGGGAGCAUGUCCAUAAUCCGUCACCUUCUUCUACCUGAUUGUAAACUCAGGUAUUCAGGUUACUGUGCAUGGAGAGGUGUUUUGGAUUUUUCUGAAGCUGAAUUUUCCCAGACUAUGAAAGGAAUUCAGAAAGCAUAUCCUGAUCUCGGAAAUUGCUUAUACUUUGACAUCACAUUAGGAUCUCAUUGCGUACUCUAUGAACUGCAAAAUAAAAGGCUAAACUGGCUUUGGUAUAUUAAUCAACCAGAACCAGAACUGAAGGGAGGCUCAUUGACGAUGAGCAUAAGCAGUGAAAUGUUGAAGAAUAUGCAUGCAGAGGCAGAGAAGGUGUGGGUUCCUGAGUUGGCAGAAGUCAUGAAGGUCACUGCAGAUCCCUUCAUUAAUGUCAUAUAUGACUGUGAUCCUCUGCCAAAGUUGCAGUGGGAUAAUGUUGUCUUGGUAGGGGAUGCAGCGCACCCUACAUCACCCCACGGCCUAAGAAGCACUAAUAUGUCCAUUGUGGAUGCUGGCACUUUGGGGCAAUGCAUUGGGAAAUAUGGUAUAUCUAACUUGAGUACGGCACUGAAGGAGUAUGAAAAAUAUCGGCUUCCUGUGGUUUCUCAGCAAGUUUUGCACUCACGGAAGCUGGGGCGCUUGAAGCAGGGCUUAGAUUAUAAAGGUCAUGGGAGAAACUUACACUGGAAGGAUGCAAGUAGAGAAGAUUGCUUGGGAUUAUUGCAGAGGAACAUGCCGUUCUUUGCAGGAGCUCCAUCACCUGCUGAUUCGGAAGCACUCCCCCUCAUGAUGACAUAAAUUGAUGGUAGGUUGCAUGAGUACAAUCUAUUACUGUAUACUUAUCAGUCUGAGUUCUAUUGUUCUCCAGUAGGUGAAUAACUCAACUCUAUUGAAUCCUAUACUACAUGAGGAGAUGAGAUGCUCAGAAGCUACAGUCCAUGUGCAUUUAAUGCUACAUAAAUAGCGCAGAUACUCAAAAGCUGCAGUCCGCGUGUAUUACAUUGUACUUACAUAAAGAUCUGAGAUGCUCUGAAGCUACACCCAAUGUGUAUCAGAUAGCAUGUCUAGUCAUGAAAUUACUGUUUAUUCA